AUGCAUAAGUUUGUGGGCGCUGUGCUGGCCCUGAUUCUGUGCCUCGCUGUGGGCAUGAGCUCCGGGGCGACCUACUACCUCUACCCGGACAACGCCGGGUGGUCGACCACCCUGAGCAGCCUCCAGGCCGGCGACACUGCCAUCUUCGCCGCAGGCACGUACACCCUCACGGGGUACUACGCGCUCAACCUGGCCGGUACGGCGGCCGCGCCCAUCGUGGUGAAGGGCGCCGGUGCGGGUCAGACCAUCAUCCGCCAGCAGAGCACCGUCCAGAACAUCGUCAACAUGGUCGGCCAGUACUUCAGCUUCUACAACAUGUCCUUCACCGGCGGUUCUCGCGGCGUCCGCCUCGGUCCUCAGUCAGCGUCGUACGUCACGUUCGAGGGGGUGCAGAUCUACCAUACCCAGGCGACGGCGUUCAGCGCCAACGACGCCGGCGCCGUCUACUCGAACCUGGUGCUGCGGCGCAUGGAGGUGUACGACACGGGCUCGGAGACGGGUGAGUGCUUCUACCUCGGGUGCAACAACGACGCGUGCCAGGUGCGCGACAGCCUCGUGGAGCUCAACUACUGCCACGACACAGCCACCGCCCAGGCGGGCUACGGCAGUGGCAUCCAGCUCAAGACCGGCUCCUACCGCAACAUCAUCAGGGACAAUGUUAUCUACAACACUGGUGCUCCUGGCAUUCUGAUCUACGAUGACUACCAAAGGGGCGUGAACUUGGUCGAGGGCAACGUGAUAGUGGGGACCCAGGACGCUGGCAUUCAGCUCAGCUCGGGCGCCAUCAUCAGGAACAACAUCGUUGUGGGCGCGGCGGGUUACGGCAUCUUCCUGGCCAACAACCAGAACCAGCAGAGCGGCGUGUUCCACGACGUCCAGAUCGUGCACAACACUGUUUAUAACUCCGGCGCUGCCGAUCUCUACCUCAGGGCGCUGAGCGGAAGCCAGUUCGUGAUCGCCAACAACGCGUUCCUGUCGUCAAGCAACGCCUUCGCCGUGCAGACCCAGACCAACACCGUGUGGCUCAAGAACGCCUACGUGUCCGGCUCCGCCCCUCCUGGCGUGCCAUCGACUGGUGUGUUCCAGGUGACCGCCGGCGCGGUGAUCAACGCGGGCGCCAACAACUUCUACCCGUCGGUCGGCAGCCCGCUCAUCAACGCCGGCAGCACGGCCUAUCCGUCGCCCGCCACCCGCGACUACAACGGCUCCCCCCGAACCGGCUCCACCCCCACCGUCGGCGCCUUCACCUACACGACUUCGACCAAUCCCGGCGCGGCCAUCGCCCGGGGCUUCAAGACUCUGAUUGGCUCGGCGCCCGCGGCCUCGGCCAGCUCCGUGCCCAGCGCGUCCAGGACUCCCUCCUCGACUCCCACCAGGACUCCCACUAGGACUCCGUCGCCCAGCACUUCCAAGGUCGUCGCGCCCAGCGCCACGCGCACUCCGACCGCGACUCCCACCAGGACUCCCACUAGGACUCCGUCGCCCAGCACGUCCAAGGUCGUCGCGCCCAGCCCGUCGCGCACCCCAACCGCGACUCCCACCAGGAGCCCGACCAGGACUCCCACUAGGACUCCGUCGCCGAGCACGUCCAAGUCCCCCAGCACCGGUAACACGUACUACCUGACCCCGACCAGCGCUUGGACCACCACCAUCGGCACCCUCCAGGCCGGCGACACUGCCAUCCUUGCCGCUGGAACGUACACGCUCAACGGCUAUUGGGCGCUCAACCUUGUGGGCAGCGCGAGCGCGAAGAUCAAGAUCAAGGGCGCCGGCACGGGCCAGACCAUCAUCCGGCAGCUCAGCACCGCCCAGAACAUUCUCAACGUGCAGGGCCAGCACUUCGGCUUCUACGACCUCGACUUCACCGGCGGCUCUCGCGGCAUCCGCCUCGGCACCCAGUCGACUUCCUAUGCUACUUUCGACAAUGUGCGCAUUUACUCGACUCAGUCGACGGCGUUCAGCGCCAACGACGCCGGCGCCGUCUACUCGAACCUGGUGCUGCGGCGCAUGGAGGUGUUCGACACGGGCUACGACACGAGCGAGUGCUUCUACCUCGGGUGCAACAACGACGCGUGCCAGGUGCGCGACAGCCUCGUGGAGCGCAACUACUGCCACGACACCACCAACGCCGUGGCCGGCUUCGGCAGCGGCGUCCAGAUCAAGACCGGCUCCUACAACAACAUCGUUAGGGACAACGUGUUCUACAAUGUCAACGCUCCCGGCGUUCUGCUCUAUUCCGACUACCAGCGCGGCGCCAACUUGGUCGAGGGCAAUGUGAUCAUCAACUCGGGAGACAACGGCAUCCAGGUGAGCUCGGGCGCCCUGAUCAGGAACAACAUCAUCGUGGGCGCGGCGGGCUACGGCAUCUUCCUGGCCAACAACCAGAACCAGCAGAGCGGGGUCUAUUCCAACGUACAGAUCGUCCACAACACGAUCUACAACUCGGGCUACGUCGACCUCUAUCUUCCUGCUUUGAGUGGAAGUCAGUUCGUGGUCGCCAACAACGCGUUCCUGUCGGCCAACGCCUUCGCGGUGCAGACCCAGACCAACACCGUGUGGCUCAAGAACGCCUACGUCGGCUCCACCCCGGCCGGCGUGCCCUCGACCGGCGUGUUCCAGGUCACGACCGGCGCGGUGACCAACGCGGCGGCCAACAACUUUUACCCAUCGGCGACCAGCGCCCUCAAGAACGCCGGCAGCGCGGCCUAUACGGCGCCGGCGACCAAGGACUUCAACAACACGCCCCGGUCCAACACCACCCCCACUGUCGGCGCCUACGAGUACACCACCACUACAAAUCCUGGCCCGGCCAUUGGUCCUGGGUUCAAGUUCUGA
This is a messenger RNA of Acanthamoeba castellanii str. Neff, 2835 nucleotides long. RefSeq lists its product as uncharacterized. The record is from RefSeq and is a predicted model, not a curated record. The transcript has 15 exons. NCBI's taxonomy places the organism in Eukaryota, Discosea, Longamoebia, Acanthamoebidae. Bases 1 to 2835 code for a protein of 944 amino acids.